AUGGCCCACCCAAGCACCCUCCAUGUUGUUGAAGAGGCUGCAUCCUGCGGCAACGCUGAGAACGAAGACACCUAUUUCGGGCUCCGGGUCGCCUCUUUGUUCAUCAUCCUCGUCACUUCUACCCUCGGCGCCGUAUUCCCAAUUCUGGCCUCCCGCCUCCGCUUUCUAAAUAUUCACAAGAGCAUAUUUGAAGGUGCCAAAUACUUUGGUUCUGGUGUAAUCAUCGCAACAGCCUUUAUCCAUCUGCUUGCACCGGCCGUCGGACAGCUUGGCUCCGAAUGCUUGCAUGGUGUAUGGGAAGAGUACCCAUGGGCUCCUGCCAUCGCCAUGAUGGCUGUGUUCUUCAUCUUCUUUGUCGAGCUUGCGGCCUAUCGAUGGGGAACUGCGAAGCUUGAUGCCCUUGGUGUUAAAGCGUAUGACAACCACGGACAUGCUCACGACAGCGCGGGUCGUCAUGGUGCCCAUGGCCCGGAAAUCUCUGAGCAAGGUGGCACCCACCCAGAAAAGAUGCCCAACGCAAGUGACUCUGAAAUCGAAUCCUCCCAACCUAUCGCACGCCCAAAUAGGCUCACACAUUCGGCACUUGCCCAGAUUCUGGGGGUUGCCAUUCUUGAAUUCGGUGUCGUAUUCCACAGCAUUUUGAUCGGCAUGACCCUUGCCGUGGACGAAGAUUUUAUCGUCCUUUUCGUUGUUUUGAUCUUCCAUCAAAUGUUCGAAGGCCUAGGUCUUGGGACCCGGCUUGCUGGUCUCGAUCUUCCAGCAUCAUAUCGUUCAUGGGUUCCCUAUGCCGGUGCUUUCCUGUACGGUCUCACAACUCCGAUCGGCGUCGCGGCUGGGCUCGGUAUCAGGACGACCUAUAACCCUGGUUCGACAACAAGCAGCAUUGUGGGUGGAAUCUUUGAUUCCAUCUCGGCGGGCAUUUUGCUCUACACUGGAUUAGUCGAGCUGAUUGCGCAUGAGUUCAUCUUCAACCCUGCCAUGCAUCGCGCGCCAACAGGUAAACUUGCCUAUGCAUGCGGGAUGAUGUGCCUUGGAGCAGGAUUGAUGUCUCUUCUUGGUCGAUGGGCGUAA
Rhizoctonia solani is the source of this 1071-nucleotide messenger RNA. RefSeq names its product ZIP Zinc/iron transport family protein. The transcript is spliced from 6 exons. Gene Ontology annotation, biological process: zinc ion transmembrane transport. Gene Ontology annotation, molecular function: zinc ion transmembrane transporter activity. Gene Ontology annotation, cellular component: plasma membrane. The record is from RefSeq and is a predicted model, not a curated record. Bases 1 to 1071 code for a protein of 356 amino acids. NCBI's taxonomy places the organism in Eukaryota, Fungi, Basidiomycota, Agaricomycetes, Cantharellales, Ceratobasidiaceae.